This is a messenger RNA of Carya illinoinensis, 456 nucleotides long. RefSeq names its product secreted RxLR effector protein 78-like. Bases 1 to 456 code for a protein of 151 amino acids. The record is from RefSeq and is a predicted model, not a curated record. The transcript has a single exon. NCBI's taxonomy places the organism in Eukaryota, Viridiplantae, Streptophyta, Magnoliopsida, Fagales, Juglandaceae.
AUGAAAGCCAUAUUGCCAUCUAUUAUUUCUGAUAUACAAACUGCCUUUUUACCUAGACGCCUCAUCACUGAUAAUGUUUUAGUAGCAUACGAGUUAGUUCAUUACCUUAAGCAGAAAAGGGAGGGAAAGAAGGACUUUAUGUCCUUGAAAUUGGACAUGUCUAAGGCUUAUAACCGGGUAGAGUGGGAUUUUCUUGAGUGUAUCCUAUUAAAACUGGGUUUCAACAGUGGAUUGAUGGGUCUUAUUAUGAAAUGUGUUACCUCAGUUUCCUUUUCUAUUUUAGUGAAUGGAAAUCCCACUGAACCCAUCUCUCCAACUCAAGGACUUAGACAAGGGGACCCACUGUCCCCUUAUCUUUUUCUCAUUUGUACUGAGGCUUUGGUCAGUUUGCUAAAGAAUGCUGAGUUGGAUAGAUCUGUAAAGGGAGUUAGAAUCUGUACGGGGCUCCAGUUUUGA